UUUUGUUUGUUGUUUUUUUUAAUGAAAUUUCAUCAAAACUAAAAAACCCCAAAAUUUACAAAUCAUGAUUGGAAUACGCUUUUAUUCAUCGAAAGGACUACUUCUUCAAUUAUCUUCAAUAUUAUUGGUGGCGAUUAGUGUCACAUACGCUGGCGAUGAGGUAAAAGAUACACGAGAAGGUGAAAAUGUCACGUUAGAGUGUCGGUUUUCACCCAUUGAAGUCUCAACGGAUGAAGAACUAACAUACUAUUGGGUUAGAAAUAACAAACAAACACAUGAUAACGUUGCUAUUGGAAAAGUCCCUUUGGACAAUAACUACAGAUUGGAUAAUCGACCGGAAAUAGGAAGAUAUGAUUUGCACAUAACAAAUGCUAGUUAUGAACGUGACAAUGGACGGUUUGAAUGUCGUAUAAAAGAAGGUGGAACCGGUCAUGAUCGCCAUUCACAAAGUUAUAUGUUAACCGUGUUGACAUUACCACAACCACCACGAUUAGCUCCUGGUGCUUAUGUUACAGCCACCGAGGGUAAACGACAAGAUUUAACAUGUUCAAGUACGGGUGGUUCACCUGAUCCAAGUAUUACAUGGCAUCGUGAAGGAACAUCAUAUCCAUUAGACGCCAUUGUUAAAAAUGGUGGUUCCCGGGAUCAACCAACAACAUCUACUUUAACAUUAUCACCAACACGAGAAGAUGAUGGAGCCAUAUUCCGGUGUGUUGUAUGGAAUCGUGCAAUGCCUGAUGGGAAGAAACUGGAAGCAACUGUCACCUUAUCUGUUAACUAUAUUCCUCGUGUUGAAGUUGGACCAGAAAAUCCAUUACGUGUUGAAAAAGAUUCACCCGCUAAUUUACAAUGUACAGUGGACGCCAAACCAAAAGUAUCAAAUGUACGAUGGAGUCGUAAUGGACGAUUUAUCAGUACUUCAAUGAGUCAUACAUUACAUCGAGUUAGUCUUCAAGAUGCCGGCAAAUAUACUUGUAGUGCUGAAAACGGUUUGGGAAAAGCUGGAGAAAAAGAAAUAAUUUUGGAUGUUUUAUACGGGCCGAUUGUCACAUUGGAGGAUAAGACGCGUGAAGCUGAGGAAGGGGAAACAAUCGAAAUUAAAUGUAAUGUCACAUCAAAUCCAAGUCCAAAUUUAGUCGAGUGGGUUAAAGAAGGAAAACCAGAUUUCCGUCAAAAAGGACAUAUCUUACGUUUAUCACGAGUAACAGCAGAGAAUUCAGGAACAUAUGUAUGUCGAGCCACAAAUUUAAUUACACCAAGUGCACUGCCUAUUAAAACAAUCGAAAAAAUUGGAAAUUCAUCAAUAGCAGUCUUAAUUCGACAUAAACCAGGAAAAGCACAAAUUAGUCCCGAUCGACCUGUAGCUAAUGAAGGAGCAGGUGUAACACUUACAUGUAAUGCAAAUCCUCCUGGAUGGCCUGCUCCACAAUACAGAUGGUAUCGCGAGGAAGGUUCAAAAGGACAAAAUGUUUUGGCUACUGGAACAAAGUACACAAUUCCACGUGUGCUUUUAAGCAGUGAAGGUGUCUAUCAUUGUCAAGCAACAAAUGAACUAGGUGUCGGUGAAAGAGCUUCGAUUACAUUAGAGGUUCGACAACCACCAAAAUUCCUUGCAAAAUUACCACCACACACAACACGUCCUGUAGGUGAUUCAGAGUUUGGUGUAUCAUGCAGUGCUGUUGGUAAACCAAAGCCAACAAUACGUUGGUUAAAAGAUCGAUCUGAAAUUACACCUGAUUUAAAUAUGUAUGAAGUACGUACUGAACCAGCUGAAGGUAGAAAUGGUGUGUUUACAGUUCAAAGUAAAUUAUAUUUCAAAGGAAAAGCAAGACCAGAUGGCAAUCAACUAUUGCCUGGUGACAGAGGAAUUUACUCUUGUGUAUUUGAAAAUGAAGUCAAACGUGCCGAAUCUACAAUGCAAUUGAAAAUUGAACAUGAACCAAUUGUACUUCAUCAAUACAAUAAAGUUGCUUACGACAUCAAUGAAUCGGCAGAAGUUUUAUGUAAAGUUCAAGCAUAUCCAAGACCAGAAUUCAAAUGGUUCUUCAGUCCAGGUUUAGCACCUUUACAAAUGUCAUCAGAUGGUCAUUAUGAAAUUAAUACAACGACGGAUAACAACGAUGUAUACACAAGCGUAUUAAAAGUUUCCAAUAUUAAACAGCACGAUUAUGGUGAAUACGUUUGCACUGUAGUCAAUAAUCUUGGAACAAUCGAAACAAAAAUACGCCUUCAGCCAAAAGGACCCCCAGAAAAACCAAUCAGUCUAUCAGCCAUUAAUGCUGGACAUGAUUUUGUAACAUUAUUCUGGGAACCUGGUUUUAACGGGGGUGUUUUGACUACAAAAUAUUUUGUUACAUAUCGUAAAGUACCAAGUAAUGACGAAUUCGCUGUCGAAGGGUGUGGAAUUGUUUUGCGAUCUGUUGAAUGGCAAGAAGUUGAUUGUCAUCAAAAUAUCCCAUGCAAUGUUACUAAUUUGGAUCAACAUCAAACCUAUGUAUUCAAGGUGAAAGCGGUGAACACUAAAGGAACAAGUGAUAUGUCUGAUGAAACAACUGUUACGACAAAUGUAGACAAAAUUCCAAUUCCACAACAUGUAACUUUUGAUCCAAAUACAAAUGGACUAACGAUAAAUGUUGAACCAACAUGUUUACCAUUAGUUGCUAUCGUGGAAUGUAUGGCAAAUGAUAAUUUACCAAUUCCAGCAUGGCAAGUUAUCGAUACCUUACCAAUGGAUGUAUCUGGUGUGGAUCCAACAUACAAGGAAACAAUUUUAGACCAUAUGGAUGCAUCAAGAUUAUAUAAAUCAAACAGCGGACGUUCUUUGGUAGAUGAAGAACCAAUUAGUGUUGCCGAUGAGUACAAUACACGAGUUCGUGUUAAAUUCUGUUUACGAGAAAGCCAAGAUUUAUGCAGUGAAUACACUGAAGCAGACUUUGGCCAAUCAUACAUCAAAGAAGCAUCAGCACUUGCAACACCAACACUAAUUGUAAUCAUUGUAUGCUGUGUUAUUUGCAUACUAUUUAUUGGUCUAGUUUUAAUGUUCUGUCGUUGUAAACGAAAUCAAACGAAAAAAUCGAAACAAGCCAAAGAUUAUGAAAUGGAUUCUGUACGACCGACAAUCAUUACAUCACAACAAUCACAAGCUCCACCACCAUAUUAUCCAACAAGUGGAAUGGAAAAUAAAGCGUUGGAGCAUUCUAUGGAUCUAGCAUUAGCUAUGGAAGAUCCUAAAAAUCCUGUUUAUGCAACACAAAAUGGUUAUGGGUAUCAUGUUGCUAAUACUCAAAUACCAAAUCAUCCAUCACAUCAAAACAUUAACGGGGAAUGGGUAAAUAUGGGAUACAUGGAAAAUAGUUACUCAAAUUCAAACAACGGUGGUAGCGUUAAUUCACAAGAUUCAUUAUGGCAAAUGAAAAUGGCCGCGGCAGCAAAUAAUUCUGUAAAUCAACAACAUAUAAAUGUUGAUCGUCAAAAUUCUUAUGGAUAUGAUCCAAUUACACAUGGAGGCUAUGGCGCCGUCGAUGAUUAUGCUCCAUAUCCCCAUUUAACAACCCAAAGUAAUCAUGGUGAUGAUUAUAUGCGUAAUAGUAACAAUCCAUCACGACAAGAAUAUUGUAACGAUCCAUAUGCAGCCGUCCACAAACCUAAGAAACGAGUUGAUCAACAUAUAGAAUCACCUUAUCAUGAUGUGAGUGGUUUGCCAGAUCCAUAUUUAGAACAAUUAGAAGAUGAAAAACCUCCACAACAUAUGUCAUUAAGUUACGAAGAAAGUUUAGAAAGUGGAUAUUCAACACCAAAUUCACGUACGAGACGAGUCAUUCGUGAAAUCAUAGUUUAAUAUAUAAAUCCCAUAACAAAAAAAAAACAAUGUUUGUGUGUUCUUGCGCUAUGUUAGACGCUUUUUUGAGUAAAUUUUGUGAGAAUAUUUUUUAUUUCUAAAAAAAUAAUUACGUUUUCAACAAAAUUUUAAAUCGGUGAACUUGUGAGUGAUGGGUAAGUAUAUUAGAAUGCUCGUGUUAAUGUGUGAUUCCUGAAUUUUUCGAAUGAAAGUAAUUAAUAUGAUUAAUUAACACUUUAGAAAUAAUAUAUA
Chrysoperla carnea is the source of this 4090-nucleotide messenger RNA. RefSeq names its product hemicentin-1 (gene ed). Bases 65 to 3838 code for a protein of 1257 amino acids. The transcript has 10 exons. Gene Ontology annotation, molecular function: cell adhesion molecule binding. Gene Ontology annotation, cellular component: cell-cell junction. NCBI's taxonomy places the organism in Eukaryota, Metazoa, Arthropoda, Insecta, Neuroptera, Chrysopidae. The record is from RefSeq and is a predicted model, not a curated record. Gene Ontology annotation, biological process: cell-cell adhesion.